GUCUCCGAUCUGCAGGAAGUGCUCGGUGCAGACAUUAUCAAGGCCAAGCUUGAGAAAGGCGAAACUGUCUCUCUAUACUGGGGAACUGCAACUACUGGCCGUCCUCACUGUGGUUACCUAGUACCUGCAACACAAAUCGCUUCUUUCCUUAGAGCUGGAUGCCGUGUCAAGGUUUUGCUUGCCGAUAAUUCUGACUCCUUCAAGGCACCCAUCGAGCUUGUCAAGUUCCGUGCCGAGUACUACCGCCACUGCAUCACAAGUCUUCUGAAGGCCGUCGGUGUGUCCAUUGAGAAGCUCGAGUUCGUCCUCGGCUCGUCUUACCAACUUACUCCUGAAUUCAACAUGGACAUGUACCGUCUCCACAGCAUUGUUAGCGCGCACGAUGCAAAGAGAGCUGGCGCUGAGGUCGUCAAACAGACUGACCUCGAUGUUGACGCUCAGUUUGGUGGUGUUGACCAGAGAAAGAUCUUCGCCCUCGCAAAGGAGAUCCUCCCCAAGGUUGGCUUCAGAGAGCGUGCCCACUUGAUGAACAGUAUGGUACCUGGUCUUACAGGAGGCAAGAUGUCAGCUUCUGACCCUGACUCAAAAAUCGAUCUUUUGGACGGACCCGAGAUUGUCAAGAAGAAGCUCAAGAAGGCUGUCGCUGCUCCCAAGGUUGUUGAGGACAACGGCGUCCUCAGCUUCGUCGAGUACGUCCUCCUUCCCAUCUCUGCCCUCCAAACCGGCGAGCCCAAGUUCGUCGUCGAGCGCAGAGAAGGCGAACCCCUCGUCUACACCUCCAUCGCACAGAUGCACUCCGACUACCGCGAGGACAUUUUGUCUCCCCAGAUUCUCAAGCCUGCCGUUACCGAGGCUCUCAACAAGCUCCUUGAGCCUAUCCAAGCAGACUUCCAGUCCAACGAGGAGUGGCAGAAGGUUGAGAAAUUGGCUUACCCUCCCCCUCCUGCCCCCGAGAAGAAGGUCAAGAUCAAGAAGGACAAGGGUUCCAAGUUCCCUGGUGCUGCCAAGAACGAUGUCGUUGCUCAGCCUGACGGCCAUGUUGAGGGCCCUGGUAGUGCUGAGGUCAAUGUCGGCAAGGCUGAAGAGGGCCUUAAGAACCUGGAGGUUGAGGAGAAG
Messenger RNA from Aureobasidium uvarum, 1116 nucleotides. The record is from the annotation of a GenBank genome assembly. Lineage: Eukaryota; Fungi; Ascomycota; Dothideomycetes; Dothideales; Saccotheciaceae.